Adineta ricciae is the source of this 588-nucleotide messenger RNA. The record is from the annotation of a GenBank genome assembly. Lineage: Eukaryota; Metazoa; Rotifera; Eurotatoria; Adinetida; Adinetidae.
AUGUUGUUUCUUAUGACAACUUGCAUCCUACCAAUUCUAUUUAUGGUCAUUUUCGGUAUUUUAACAUUUCUCAAUGUUCGGCAAAUUCGAAAUCGUGUCGGCCCACAAGAAGAUAGGACAAGAAACGAUCAACUGCGCUUCAAUGAUCGUCAAUUGAUUCGAAUGCUUUUAACUCAAGUAACGAUUACUACUCUGCUUGCGAUUCCAUAUUGUUGUGUCAGAAUGUUCAGUACAUUUGGAUUGACAUUUCUUAAACUACAAUUUUCGCCACAGGAUCGAGCGAUUUACAAUCUAUUCUGGUAUAGUACUCGAACACUUUAUUACACUAAUUGUGUGAUUGGAUUUUACGUAUACACUCUUAGCAGUUCAAAAUUCAAUGCUGAAUUUAAACGUUGUACUCGAUAUGGAUUUAAAAAGAUUUUAACAGCAACAGGCCUAGUCAAAUGCCUGUCGAUGCGAACUCAUCAAUCACUGACUAAUGGAAGUCAGAUCGAUGGGAACAUUCGAUCUUUAAAGGCAACUGAAGCCACAAAUCGAAAUCCUGUUGCUCUGAAACAACGAAUAAUAGCUGGAACAACUAAUGUAUAA